GUGGCUCUUCCUACAUGUUCACCAAUAUCUAUUCUACAACAUGCAAAAAUAUUUAAAAUAUUUAUAAUUUAAAAUAUUUUAACUACAAACAUUGUGGUUCUGGUUCUAUACAUCCGAGACACCAGGAGGCAAUCGUCGAUAUCGAUAAGAGACUUAUUUUUAUACACGCUGCGGCACAGAAGUCGAAUAGCUAUAGUGGCGAAGAAGAACCUGUACUGUAGUCAUAGAUAAAUAAACAUCGUUGCUGUUUAUUUUUGGAAAGGAAUUUCGAGUUUCGCAUCAUAUGUUUUUGUACUUCUGCUGUUUCUGUUUUUCACAGCAUUUGUUUUUGAGGGAAAUUUCGCAGUAAUACUCUUCCAACAUGAGCAAUAUAUACAUCCAAGAGCCACCAACAAAUGGGAAGGUGUUAAUUAAGACUUCAGCAGGUGAUAUUGAUAUAGAACUGUGGUCUAAAGAAGCACCCAAAGCAUGCAGAAACUUCACUCAGUUAUGCAUGGAAGGUUACUACGAUGGGACAAUAUUCCACCGUGUGGUGCCAGAUUUUAUUGUUCAAGGGGGUGAUCCUACUGGCACUGGAACUGGAGGACAAUCUAUCUAUGGUCGGUCUUUUAAGGAUGAGUUUCACUCCAGAUUGCGCUUCAACCGAAGGGGUUUGGUUGCCUUGGCAAAUGCUGGAACAAAUGAUAACGGAAGCCAGUUUUUCUUCACUCUGGGAAGGGCUGAUGAACUCAACAACAAGCACACCAUUUUUGGAAAGGUCACAGGUGACACGGUGUAUAACAUGCUGCGGUUAGCAGAGGUGGAGUGUGACAGUGAUGAGCGGCCGUUGAACCCACACAAAAUCCGAUCUACAGAGGUCCUUCAUUGUCCCUUUGAUGACAUCAUUCCUCGUGAAAUAAAAGUCAGAAAGGAGAAAGUCAAAGAGGAGGGAAAAAAGUCUCAGUCCAAAGCAACAAAGAAUUUUAGCCUGCUAUCAUUUGGUGAGGAGGCAGAAGAGGAAGAGGAAAUGGUCAAUCAAGUUAGCCAGACCAUGAAAGGAAAAAGCAAAAGUAGUCAUGACCUCCUGAAAGACGAUCCCAAGCUGAGCUCUGUGCCUGCUGUGGAGAGCAAAACAAGCCAAGGAGACUUGUUAGAGGGACCCGAUGAACCAGAGGAUAACAGUCAUGGUGGCUUAGAGAAGGCCAAAAUGCGAGAGCUUGUUGCCCAGAAGUUGAAGACAGCAGCACCGGCUGGGGAGAAGGAUGCAGCAGGAGAGCAAGGAGGGAAUCGGAGCAGUCGCAGCGAGGAACUCCGAAAAGAGGUGCGGCAGCUGAAGAAAGAGUUACUGGCCCUCAAGCAGCGGAAGGAAGAGGGCGUGAAACCAGAGCUGGUGGCUGGUGCAGGUGAGAGCAAGCCAGCUAACGAGGCCAUGGCGGAGUACCUCGAGGGCCGCAAGAAGUACGACGAGUUGAGGACACAGAAGCUCAAGAAGGGCUCGAGUCGAGAGGCCCAGACACUAGCACUUCUGGAAAGCUUCAAGACCAAGCUGUCAUCAGCCAUCUCAGAAGCCCCCGACACCCCCGAGAAUGUGGAGGAACUGGACGAGGACGACGAUAAAGGAUGGAUGGCCCACGUUCUGCAGUUUGACGAACAAACCAGAAAGGUGAAGGACGCCAACAUGCAGGAUGAAGACACAUUUGAGAUCUAUGACCCUCGCAACCCCGUCAACAAGCGCAGGCGUGAGGAGAGCAAGAAACUCUUGAAGGAAAAGAAGGUGAGGAGGUGAGAUCAAGACUGGUGCGUCUGCUCCUCCAACCCUGUGCCUCCCUCAGCAGAGCCAGCAGAGCUCCUUGGAGGCAGAGCAAACGGAGGACGCUUGUAGAUGGCCUUUCUUCAGGGAAUAAUGUAUAGUACAACAGAAAUAUCAACCUGAAAUAUCCAGCUAUCAUCGCAACAUGAGAAUUUGAAUCACUAGCAGGGGCAGGGCAGCAGGGGUGAGGCAUUGGAACAGGAGGUUUGUUUUUUUUGUUUUUUUUCGCCUUGUACAUGGUAAUUGUAUUGUGAAGCACUGCAAAAAAUGAUGUUUAAUAACUAUGCCACUGAAAACUGGUUAGUCUAAACUGUCCAAGUAUGAGGUGGUGACGCGGCACAGCUGUUGGUGCGUGGACAUCUGGACAGACUUUAGCAUCUUAGAUGCUGAGUGGCAGGAUGGUGAGAGAUAUAAACCAGUCAAAAGAAUUUAUGGCUGCUCAUAACUGGCAGUGAUUAAGUGAAAAAAAAAUGUAUUAAAGCAGAAUUCUCAAAA
Molecule: messenger RNA, 2284 nt
Organism: Electrophorus electricus (electric eel)
Lineage: Eukaryota; Metazoa; Chordata; Actinopteri; Gymnotiformes; Gymnotidae
Gene: cwc27
Product: CWC27 spliceosome associated cyclophilin
Biological process (GO): protein peptidyl-prolyl isomerization; protein folding
Cellular component (GO): catalytic step 2 spliceosome
Molecular function (GO): peptidyl-prolyl cis-trans isomerase activity
Source: RefSeq, a predicted model, not a curated record